Messenger RNA from Phaedon cochleariae (mustard beetle), 1224 nucleotides. The record is from the annotation of a GenBank genome assembly. Lineage: Eukaryota; Metazoa; Arthropoda; Insecta; Coleoptera; Chrysomelidae.
AGAAUGAUAUUGGAGCCCAAGUUCGUCGACUAUGGCAGCAUCCAUACGAGCGCAGCAUCAGCAGACGGGGCCAUCAUCAGUCAGCAUCAGCAUCAGAACGGCUUGCUGAGUCCGAGAUCAGCGGCCCUUCUUCCCGCCAUCGACGACGAACUGCCCAACACCUCCAGCGCGAAUAAAAUGGCACAAGGCGACCUGUACCAGAGGCAACCGCUGCUGCCGGGCGGCGCAGGCAGCAAAGCGGAGAAGUGGGGCGGCCAUUCGGGCGCUGCCGCCGCCGAAUUCUACGACGACGACGACGACGUCGAUGGUGCGUCGAAGGGCGUCGACAGGAACGGCCACAUCGCCAUCGAGCUGCCGUCGCCGGUACGGGAGGAACCGAGGUUCCCGCAGGAGCGGUGCAAAACUAUGCUAGCUGCGAUAAUAAUGUCGUUCAACUUCAUUCUGACGUUGACUUCGCUGAGUCUCGUCCACGAACGCGUGCCGAACAAGAACGAGUACGCCCCUCUUCCAGACGUGUUCCUCGACAACGUGCCCGAAUACAAUUGGGCGCUCGACGUCUCCGAGUACAUCAUCAUAUUCUGCGUCAAUACCAGUAUGGUGACCAUGGUGUUCCACAAGCAUAGAUUCAUCGUCUUCAGAAGGAUCUUCCUGCUGAUGUCGCUCCUGUACCUAUACAGGGCGAUCACGAUGUACGUGACGGUGCUGCCGAUGGCGAACACCGACUACCCCUGUUCGCCCAAAUCGAACGAGACGUCGCCAUUACUGAUCGCCAAGAGGGUGGUCAAGCUGAUGUCGGGGCUCGGAUUGUCCGUCAAUGGGCAGCACGUCUACUGCGGGGACUUUAUUUACAGCGGGCACACCGUUAUUUUGGUCUUCACCUAUCUGCUCAUCACCGAAUAUACACCGAAAAAAUUGUACCUCAUUCACUGGAUGUAUUGGGUGUUGUCGCUCACGGGUAUCGUGAUGCUCGAGUUGUCGCACGGCCAUUACAGCAUCGAUGUGAUCAUAGCUUAUUUCAUCACCACCAGGACCUUCUGGCUGUAUCAUACUCUCGCCAAUAAUGCAACUUUGAAGCUGCACUCUUCAAACAACCUGCUGGGUCGCGAAUGGUGGUUCUCGAUGUUCCUGUACUUCGAGGGGAACGUAGGGGGGCCCCUACCGCGCCAGUUCGACUGGCCCCUACCGUGGCCUCGUCGGUGGCAUCUGAAGAGUCGCGCCAGUUAG